Messenger RNA from Momordica charantia (bitter melon), 691 nucleotides. RefSeq names its product NADH-ubiquinone oxidoreductase-like protein. NCBI's taxonomy places the organism in Eukaryota, Viridiplantae, Streptophyta, Magnoliopsida, Cucurbitales, Cucurbitaceae. The record is from RefSeq and is a predicted model, not a curated record. Gene Ontology annotation, biological process: mitochondrial electron transport, NADH to ubiquinone. Gene Ontology annotation, cellular component: respiratory chain complex I.
GGCAAAAUCCAUUUUUCAUAAUUUAGGCUUUGGCUCGCUCUGACCGCAGCUCUCCUUCGCGCUCCCUCUUCCUCUUCGUCUGUCUCCGGCAGUGCGUUUGAUCGGUGGAUCAAUGGCGUCGACUCUGUUCAAAACGAUUAUCGAAUCUUCCUCCAAAUUUCCAUCUUCGGCUAGAAAUCUGAGUCUUGUGAGCAACCAAAUCGGCCAGCACACCGCCAAAUGGAUGCAGGAUACAAGUAAGAAAUCUCCCAUGGAGUUGAUCAAUGAGGUUCCACCAAUCAAGGUCGAAGGCCGUAUCAUUGCUUGUGAGGGAGACAGCAAUCCUGCCCUUGGGCAUCCAAUCGAGUUCAUAUGCCUGGACCGGGAGGAGCCCGCCGUGUGCAAGUACUGUGGCCUGCGCUAUACUCAGGAUCAUCACCACUAGAAAAUCUGUAAGUCAUCGUUCGACCCAGAAACCCUAAACUUGGAAAGACGAUAUCCUACCUUUUCAAAAUUUGACUUCUGUAAUGCAAUGGCUGUAAUGGUUGUACUCCUGCCUGCAUAAAUAGGAAUUUGAGAACUCCAUUCACUCACACUUUAACAGGGUUCCAUUGUCUUUGCCAAAUUUGUUUCAUUGUUGGAAUGCAUUUGUUUAAUGACUUAUCUUGUUGACUUGAUUACCAAUAAAAGGUUUUUGAUAUCUUGAAGAUGC